GGUGACGUCAUCUCUUUUUAUUCCCAGCACGCACCGCGGCACGCCAUCAUCUCGAAGUUCAGACAGAGCAAGAUGGCGGAUAAAGCAGUGUCCCUGGCUGAGAAGAGGCUUUUGGAUGUCAAGCUUGGGCAACUGCCGUCAUGGCUCGGUACAAGAGACUUCACCCCGAAUGGACUUCUUGGUGGAGUUCGCAGAGGAUAUGAGAGAUAUUACAACAAGUACAUCAAUGUGAAGAAAGGUGGUAUUGGUGGUGUGGCCAUGUUUCUUGUUGGUUAUGUUGCCCUGAGCUACCUUUGGGAAUAUGAUCACAUCAAGCACGACAGGUGGAGAAAAUACCACUGAAACAACACAGGCCACUCUCUUCUGCGGCAGUGUGAUCACCACACCUCUCAGCUUUCUCUGUUUGUGAUUAUUGUGACCAAUAAAACAAUUACAUUUAUUUAA
Molecule: messenger RNA, 444 nt
Organism: Triplophysa rosa
Lineage: Eukaryota; Metazoa; Chordata; Actinopteri; Cypriniformes; Nemacheilidae
Gene: atp5mf
Product: ATP synthase membrane subunit f
Exons: 4
Coding region: 73-342 (89 amino acids)
Biological process (GO): proton motive force-driven mitochondrial ATP synthesis
Molecular function (GO): proton-transporting ATP synthase activity, rotational mechanism
Source: RefSeq, a predicted model, not a curated record